Dacryopinax primogenitus is the source of this 552-nucleotide messenger RNA. RefSeq lists its product as uncharacterized. NCBI's taxonomy places the organism in Eukaryota, Fungi, Basidiomycota, Dacrymycetes, Dacrymycetales, Dacrymycetaceae. The transcript has 4 exons. The coding region runs from base 1 to 552 and encodes 183 amino acids. The record is from RefSeq and is a predicted model, not a curated record.
AUGUCUCGCCAUAUCGCCGACGUUUCUGGUGCCAUUGCCCCGUCUGAUUUCAUGACUGACAGUGUCUGUGAUGAUCCAGACUCUCCUGUCAGCCUACGAGAGCGCAGGUAUGCUGGCGCCCAGGGCUGCGUCAGGCGCGCAAGAACGAUUCAGAAGCUACUCGACCGUGCGAGACGUGCUUCAGAGCUCCUUCCCGCGCCCGGAAGAGUUUGGGAAAACAGCCGCCAGGACUUCGUAACCAACUGGAGGCAGAACCUCAUUCAUGUCGAUGCCAUGAAUUGGUUCGCUCGAGGAUAUCUUCUCUGCAUUUCUCAACAGGCCGUGCAGCAGUUCUGGGGGCUACCUGCAGAAUCACGUUUUCCUCUCUUCACGGAAGUACUGGUCAACGUCACUACCAAUCGAAAAGCAGUCUCAUUCGCGGACGAGAGGAUCCAGGACAUUGUUGAAGCGUACAAGCAAACAUUUUCCAGGAUUAUGAGGAGACAUGACAUCUACGUCGCGCUUCGUGCAACAGCGGAGAUGUUCCCUGAUCUGCCGUUUGAACGCGCCUGA